AUGGCCAAGAUCGACCAGCUCAACAGCACCACCGAGAAGCUAAGGCGCAAGGUUGCUAAGGAGUUUGGGGCAAAUAUUCGCGGUGAAGAGAAAGGAAAGGCUGAAGCUGCUAGGAGGAUCAAGCAGUGGGGGGCUACGCUUUCGAAGACUGCGUUUCAGUCUGUUUAA
Fusarium odoratissimum NRRL 54006 is the source of this 168-nucleotide messenger RNA. RefSeq lists its product as uncharacterized. The transcript has 2 exons. The coding region runs from base 1 to 168 and encodes 55 amino acids. The record is from RefSeq and is a predicted model, not a curated record. Lineage: Eukaryota; Fungi; Ascomycota; Sordariomycetes; Hypocreales; Nectriaceae.